AUGCUCUCCCGCUCUCUCCCCACCCACACUUCUCGGAUCAGCUUUCGCUCCUCCUUGACUCGGUUUUCCGCUAAGAAUAUCCAUACUGGUCUCCGCCCGACCGUCAACCGAACCCUGGCGUCCAUUAACCACCCGAUUACCGCAAUUGCUCCUGCCUCGCGCCUUUCUUCUAUCACCCGACACCUUUCCUCUUCCGCUCCACUCGAGAGCAAAUCUUCCACAAUGGCCCCUACCGAGCAACAGUAUGACUACAUUGUCCUUGGAGGUGGUAGCGGCGGCAGCGGUAGCGCCCGUCGCGCAGCUGGCUGGUACAACGCAAAGACUCUGAUCGUAGAGAGCGGUCGGUCCGGCGGUACCUGUGUGAACGUUGGUUGUGUCCCCAAGAAGAUGACCUGGAACGCCGGAACUGUCAACGAGACAAUUCACCUCAGCAAGUACUACGGAUACGAUGUCCCUGAGGGUACCAAGUUCAACUACAAGUAUUUCAAGGAGACUCGUGAUGCCGAGAUUAAGCGCCUGAACGGCAUCUACGAGCGCAACUGGGGCAAGGAAGGCAUCGAUCUUAUCCACGGCCGCGCCCGCUUCGUCGAGCCCAAGGUUAUCGAGGUUAACCUCGAGGAUGGCACCACUGCCCGUUACGCUGGAAAGCAUAUUCUGAUCGCCACCGGUGGCCGACCCAAUAUUCCCACUGUCCCUGGUGCCGAGCACGGUAUCACCAGCGACGGUUUCUUCGAGAUCGAAGAGCUCCCGCCUAAGAUUGCCGUCGUCGGUGCUGGCUACAUUGCUGUCGAGCUUGCUGGUGUUUUGAAUGCCAUGGAUGUUGAGACUCACAUGUUCAUCCGUGGCGAGCAAUUCCUGCGCAAGUUCGACCCUAUGGUCCAGAAGACCAUGACAGAUCGGUAUGAGGCGGCUGGUGUCAAGAUGCACAAACACCACUCCGGCUUCAAGGAGAUUAAGCUUAUCCGCGACGGAAAGGGUGCCGACCGCUUGAUCAAGCUUAUUAGCAAUGACGGUACCGAGAUGGAGGUCAACGAGCUUCUGUGGGCCGUUGGUCGUGUCCCAGAGGUUGAGGAUCUGCAACUCAACAUCCCCGGCGUGACACUUAGCUCCAGUGGCCAUGUUGUUGUCGACGAGUUCCAGAACACUUCGGUCGAGGGUGUUUACGCCCUUGGUGAUGUGACUGGCCAGGCCGAGUUGACUCCUGUUGCAAUUGCUGCUGGUCGCCAGCUGGGUAGCCGUCUCUUCGGCCCCUCCGAGUUCAAGACCGCCAAGCUUUCCUACGAGAACAUCCCCACUGUCGUUUUCUCGCACCCCGAGGUCGGCUCCAUCGGUCUCACUGAGCCCGAAGCCCGCCAGCAGUACGGCGAUGACAAGAUCAAGACCUACCACACCAAGUUCACCGACAUGUACUACAGCCUCAUGCCCGCUGAGGAGAAGGCCAAGAACCCCACCGAGAUGAAGAUCAUCUGCGCCGGUCCCCAGGAGAAGGUCGUUGGUCUGCACAUCCUUGGUCUUGGCGUCGGCGAGAUGCUGCAAGGCUUUGGUGUUGCUGUCAAGAUGGGCGCUACCAAGGCCGACUUCGACAGCUGUGUUGCUAUCCACCCUACCAGCUCCGAGGAGUUGGUUACCAUGCGGUAA
This is a messenger RNA of Penicillium pulvis, 1638 nucleotides long. It is a transcript of the gene glr1, whose product is annotated as glutathione-disulfide reductase GLR1. Gene Ontology annotation, cellular component: cytosol; mitochondrion. Gene Ontology annotation, biological process: glutathione metabolic process; cell redox homeostasis; cellular response to oxidative stress. Bases 1 to 1638 code for a protein of 545 amino acids. The transcript has 3 exons. Gene Ontology annotation, molecular function: NADP binding; flavin adenine dinucleotide binding; glutathione-disulfide reductase (NADPH) activity. Lineage: Eukaryota; Fungi; Ascomycota; Eurotiomycetes; Eurotiales; Aspergillaceae. The record is from RefSeq and is a predicted model, not a curated record.